AAUCACUACGACUGUUUUAUUAAUAUAUUGCUGUAGGAAAAAAACGAAAGCAAUUUGAGCGAAUACAUAACAGUUUAUCAUUUUGGUGAUAUAUGUAGUUCGAGUGUUUUUUGCCACGAAUUAAAGGUGCAAAAUGGCGUUUUCAGUUGGAUCAGUGAAUCAAGAUAUUAACAGACCUGAACUAUACGAAGAAGUGAAGCUCUUCAGGAAUGUCAGAGACAGAGAAAAGUACGACAAUAUGGGCGACUUGUUUGCAGUCAUCAACACCCUGCAGCAUUUGGAGAAAGCCUACAUCAGAGACUGUGUGACUCCGAAAGAAUACACAGCGUCGUGCUCGAGACUGCUUGUACAGUACAAGGCAGCCUUCAAUCUCGUUCAAGGUGAUGAAUUCCCCACAAUCGAUGCGUUCGUCAAGAAGUUCAGGCUCGAUUGCGCAGCUGCUUUGGAGAGAAUCAAAGAGGACAAACCGAUCACAAUCAAGGACGACAAAGGAAACACAAGCAAGUGCAUUGCAGACAUUGUCUCGCUUUUCAUCACUUUAAUGGACAAACUUCGGCUCGAGAUCAAGGCCAUGGACGAGCUGCAGCCUGAUCUUCGUGACUUGCACGACACAAUGAACCGAUUAAGUAUCCUGCCGACCGACUUUGAAGGCAAGGAGAAAGUUGCCGAUUGGCUCAACACACUAUCCUCGAUGCAGGCGUCCGAUGAAUUGUCCGAGCAGCAGUCUAGGCAGUUCAUUUUUGAUCUUGAGACCAGCUACAAUGCGUUCAACAAAAUGCUGCAUCAAAAUUAAGUUAUUGUGAUCUCUCCUGCUGGUUACUAUCUUCUGAUUGCAUGAGUUUUAUUUCCGUUAUUCCAUAAUUAUUGUAUCAUUUAAAUUAAUAAAACGAUAUUUAUCAAAUAAUUUAA
This is a messenger RNA of Cloeon dipterum, 909 nucleotides long. It is a transcript of the gene Vps28, whose product is annotated as vacuolar protein sorting 28. NCBI's taxonomy places the organism in Eukaryota, Metazoa, Arthropoda, Insecta, Ephemeroptera, Baetidae. The coding region runs from base 134 to 793 and encodes 219 amino acids. The transcript has 5 exons. The record is from RefSeq and is a predicted model, not a curated record. Gene Ontology annotation, cellular component: ESCRT I complex. Gene Ontology annotation, molecular function: protein-containing complex binding. Gene Ontology annotation, biological process: protein transport to vacuole involved in ubiquitin-dependent protein catabolic process via the multivesicular body sorting pathway.